AUGAUCAGGCUCAAAAUGCAAACCUUUCUGACCAUUCUGCUGAUUCUGUCUACUGCGCAAUUCGUAUGCUCUAAUCCUUUCAAAGAAAUCUACAAGUGCUACAAGGAUUGGAGUCGCUGCACUCCAGCAACAGAGAUCUUCACUGGUGUGCUCUGGAAAGACUGUGAAGAUCGUUGCCGAUAUUGCUUGGGACGAGAAUCGGGAGAGUGCGUGGAGGCGGACGGCGGGAUUUGCAGCGGAGGAUAUCAGUGCCAGUGUACGGGUGGAGGAGUAGAGAAAUCAAACAAUCUGCUUGUUAAACUCACCUGCUUAGCUGGGCUGUGAUGAGUAUUUUGAAUUUGGUAAUACAAUCAUAAUUUUCAUUAUGAAAUAAACAUUUCAAGUAA
Molecule: messenger RNA, 386 nt
Organism: Cylicocyclus nassatus
Lineage: Eukaryota; Metazoa; Nematoda; Chromadorea; Rhabditida; Strongylidae
Source: the annotation of a GenBank genome assembly